GUUUUCUGUGUUGUUAUGACUUGCAUGUCAGUUUUCUGUAUUGUUAUGACUUACAUGUCAGUUUUCUGUGUUGUUAUGACUUGCAUGUCAGUUUUCUGUGUUGUUAUGACUUACAUGUCAGUUUUCUGUGUUGUCAUGACUUACAUGUCAGUUUUCUGUGUUGUUAUGACUUACAUGUCAGUUUUCUAUGCUGUUAUGACUUACAUGUCAGUUUUCUGUGUUUUAAUGACUUACAUGUCAGUUUUCUGUGUUGUUAUGACUUACAUGUUAAUUUUCUGUGUUACCAUGACUUCAUGUCAGAUUUCUGUGUUGUCAUGA
Molecule: messenger RNA, 318 nt
Organism: Lottia gigantea (owl limpet)
Lineage: Eukaryota; Metazoa; Mollusca; Gastropoda; Lottiidae
Exons: 1
Source: RefSeq, a predicted model, not a curated record